Messenger RNA from Rotaria sordida, 1527 nucleotides. The record is from the annotation of a GenBank genome assembly. Lineage: Eukaryota; Metazoa; Rotifera; Eurotatoria; Philodinida; Philodinidae.
AUGAUGUUAACUCGCUCUGCAUAUAACAAUGCAGCACUUCGAUGUGCUACAUUUUCUUUGCGUAUGCUUAAACGGCCUUCAUCUUCGUAUAAUCAAGUUGCUUCUUUUAUUCAUAUAUCACAAAAAAGAACAACUAAUGUUCCAAUUUCAGCAAUAAACAAUUCCACAUUGCAUUUUGGUUGUCGUUCAUUUUCACUAUCAUUAUCACGAUUAUCAUCUGUUGUUCCAUUUAAAUUAGCUGAUAUUGGUGAAGGUAUACGUGAAGUUGAAGUUAAAGAAUGGUAUACAAAAGUUGGUGAUACUGUUAAACAAUUUGAUAAAAUUUGCGAAGUUCAAUCUGAUAAAGCAAAUGUAACAAUAACAUCCCGUUAUGAUGGAAAAAUAACUAAAAUUUAUUAUAAAGUUGGUGAUACAGCUAUAGUUGGUGAACCACUUGUUGAUAUUAAACUUGAAGAAGGAGUUGAUGUACCAGUUGGAACUAAAACUGCAACUGUUACUCCGGAAGAACCACCGAAUAUUGAAGUAUCAAGUAAAACACCAUCAUCAAAUCUUUUAGCUGCGCCUGCAGUUAGACGAUUCGCUAAAGAAUUACAAAUUUCAUUAGAUGAUGUUCAAGGUACAGGAAAAGAUGGAAGAAUUUUAAAAGAAGAUUUAUUAAAUUAUAAAUCUGAAACAUCAACACCAUCAAAAGCUGCUGCUCCAAUUAGUUCACCACCACCACCAUCAUCACCACCAACAGUUAAAGAAACUACUCCAACAAUAAAACUUCAACCACCAUCAACAACUCCAGUAGCAGAUCGAAACGAACCAAUAAAAGGUAUUCGUAAAGCAAUGGUUAAAACAAUGACUCAAGCAAAUUCCGUACCACAUUUUACAUAUUCUGAUGAAUAUGAUAUGACACAAUUAGUUAAAUUAAGAAAACAAUUAAAAAAAGAAAAUAAAGAUAUUAAAAUGUCUUAUUUACCAUUUAUAAUUAAAGCAUGUUCACAAGCUUUACAUAAUUAUCCAAUUCUUAAUGCAUAUGUGGAUUCAAAAUGUGAAAAUAUUACGUAUAAAGGUUCGCAUAAUAUUGGCAUUGCAAUGGAUACAAAAGAUGGAUUAUUAGUACCGAAUAUUAAAAAUGUUCAACAAUUAUCAAUAAAUCAAAUUUCCAAUGAACUUAAUCGUCUUCAACAGCUUGGAAAAGCUGGAAAAUUAUCAACAGAUGAUUUGACAGGAGGAACUUUUUCAUUAUCAAAUAUUGGAGCAAUUGGUGGAACCUAUGCAGUACCUGUUCUUCUUUUACCUGAAGUAGCCAUUGGUGCACUUGGUAAAAUAGUGCGACGUGUAGUACCAGAUGAAGAAGAUGAUGAAAGUUCAUCAUCAAGUUCAAGUGAUGAUGAAUAUUGUUCAUGUCGAGUUCGUUCAAUGAUGUCCGUUAGUUGGUCAGCUGAUCAUCGUGUUAUUGAUGGGGCUACAAUGGCUCGAUUUUCUAAUGCACUUAAAUAUUUACUUGAAAAUCCGCUUCAACUUCUUCUAAACCAAUAA